AUGCCGAGAAGAACGAACAAGCAGGUGAGUUUCGAUAUCGACGGAAGUCCAACAAUGUUACUGAAACAAGGGGGCAGUGGCAAUGGCAGAACAAGAUCGGGUCCUAGAAAAAGGGUGGUUGUUGGGAUUUUCAUGUUUGGGCUCGUCAAGAGCUCGAGAUUUUUACCAGCAAAAGGACUAUUGAGGCGUGUCGGAGCUAAAGUUGCGAGUGCUUUUCGUUUCGAGUCCAUCAUACGAAGGAGCUCUUCGUAUAAGGUUUCUUCUUCGAAUCUACAUAGGUCACGAUCACUGGUGGAAUCUAUCGACUCCCAUCGCGCCGAGGCUAUAGAAGAUUGCAUUGAGUUCUUGAAUUCUUCUUCAUCUUUGUUGCGAUCAAACUCGGUUUCUGCUUGUUCUUGCUAG
Messenger RNA from Hibiscus syriacus, 402 nucleotides. RefSeq lists its product as uncharacterized. Lineage: Eukaryota; Viridiplantae; Streptophyta; Magnoliopsida; Malvales; Malvaceae. The record is from RefSeq and is a predicted model, not a curated record. The coding region runs from base 1 to 402 and encodes 133 amino acids. The transcript has a single exon.